ACUUCCCGGAACAGCUACUUACAGAGAUUUGUCGGCCAAAUCCCCCACUGUGCCCGCAGAAUGGACGCCAAGUGGGUGUCUCUCUCUGUGACUGUGUUGACAUCGCUGGUCCUGUCCUCCAGGGCGUGUGUGCUGAACGUGACAACGCCUGAGGUAGUGAUUGGAGCAACGGCCAACGUGUCGCUGGAAUGCUUCAACCCCCACCCCACACUGGACGUUUCCGAAGUCAUCCUUUUGAGAAUACUGAAAUACGACCAUGCCGAGUGGAACAGCCUGGCUGAAUUCCGCGGGGGUGUCGCGGAAGUCAGACAGCGGUCCAAAGAUGAGUUUUUGGCUGAGGGCAGAAUCGGCUCGAUCGCUGAGAGUUUUCUGCGGGUCACGUGGCCUGUGGCGACCAACGACACGAUCGGACAGUUUCGCUGUGACUUCCUGGGCUUCACUGUCCAAGAGAAUGUGAUGUGGCUGAAAAGCCCACCCGUCUUGAUCAGGGAAAAAAGAGCUCUCACUGUUGAGCUUCUGGGGGAGAUCGUGGAGGAGAAGGAGAGAGAAGCGCUUGAGAACAUGCACUCACAGAAGCAAGAUCUCCUGGAGAACAUAACGGCCACAGUGGAGGCGGUGGAAGCGGACUUAGGGAGCCAGUUAAAGAGACAGCUACAGGUGGUGAGGCGCUCAGUGGAGGAGAACAAGAGAGAGGGUGUCCAGCAACUUCACCAACAGAGACGAGACAUUGCCCGGAACACUUACUCUACCAUACAGGCUCUCCAGGCGACGUGGGAGGUGAAGCUCAAGGAGAAGGAGAGAGAGAGUGUGGACAGAUUGCGAGACUUCGGCCACACAACGACGGCGGCCAUUGACGCUCUACGGGUAGCCAUGGAGACCAAGAUGGAAGGCCAGCUGCAGGGCAAGUACGAGCUCAGGAUCGACAUGCAGUUCCAAGGCAAUGACUACCACGCCAGCUACGAUCACUUCUCUCUGGCUGGAGAAAACCUCAACUACAGAAUCAUGUUCUCCGGAUUCUCAGGCAAUGUCAAGGACGAGAUGGUUGUCCACAACGGGCAAGCCUUCUCCACCAAAGACCGGGACAACGAUUUAGCUCAUGGUCCCGACUCCUGGGGUAGAGGGGACUGCGCCAAAGGCUACCACGGAGCGUGGUGGUUCAACGCUUGCCAUAACGCCCACCUGAACGGACGGUGGGGGAGCGCCAGAGCCUGGACAGGCCUCAACUGGCGCAGUCUGACGGGAGACGACUCCGUGUCCUUCAGCGAGAUCAAGAUCCGGCCCUACAGUCGGGACUGACGGAUUCCUGGCUUGGACAAGUCCGUCUGCUCAUUCUGGGUUCACGUGGUCGUGUGUCUGUGUGUUUGUACAUGUUUGUGUGUCUGUGUGUUUGUGUGUUUGUGUGUCUGUGUGUUUGUGUGUUUGUGUGUCUGUGUGUUUGUGUGUUUGUGUGUUUGUGUGUCUGUGUGUUUGUUUAUGGUUUUGGUGUUCGUCAAAAAAUCGAAGUAACCAUGGCAGCAUCUCUUGGCAGUUUUGAGGCUUUUACUUCAUUCUAUUUUUUCGGCUCAAUUCCUAUUUUCAUCCUCUAAAAUACAUUUCUGGGUGGAUUUUACUUGAAAACGUUGAUUAAAGAUACAGAAAAAUGUAAAUGUUCAGUUUCCAUGGACUCUCGGGCAAAGGAAGUCAUCAAACAGUGGCAGCAAUUUUCUCGCCAAUUUUAUCUCUGAACCAGGCGACCCCCACCUCCUUCAAUCG
Messenger RNA from Aplysia californica (California sea hare), 1752 nucleotides. RefSeq names its product fibrinogen C domain-containing protein 1-A. NCBI's taxonomy places the organism in Eukaryota, Metazoa, Mollusca, Gastropoda, Aplysiida, Aplysiidae. The record is from RefSeq and is a predicted model, not a curated record.